AUGUCCAUAAUAGAAUUAAUUCCAUUAAAUAAAGGCAAUCAUAUUAUUCUUGAUAAUACUAGCAUAACAACAAUUGGUCGUAUACCCAAUAUUGGUUGUUUAGAUAAUAAAAUAUCUCGUAAUCAUGCUCAAUUAUUUAUUAAAUCCGACGGAACAUUAUGGAUAAAGCCAAUACAUCAUAAUCCAACAUUUUAUAAAACAAAAACUAAUCAAAUAGUCAGUCUAACGAAAAAUAAAGAAUAUCAAUUGCACCACGAUGAUCAAUUUGGUCUUUUACCAAAUGAAUAUUUUUAUCGAGUUUCAAUUAAAUCAAACGAUGAACAAUUAGAAAAGCUUUCUGAUUCAAAUCAAAUAAUAAAUUCAUCAACAGUGCCAAAAUCUCCAAUAAAAGACAGUGAAGUCUUAACAAUUGAAAACCAUGAUGAAGAGAAAGCUGAAGUCAAAACUAGUUCCAUUUCGGAUAAAAGUCGUGCAUUACCAACUUGGAUGUCUAAUAGUUCAAUAUCAACAUCAUCAUUAUCAUCACGUGAUAAAGAACAAAACAAAGAAACAUCAGUUGCUAUUCCAUCGGUUAAAGAGCAAACUUACUCUGAGAGAAAAAAGACCAAAGAAAUUGUUUAUGAGGAUGACGAUGAUGAACCUAAUCCUGUUGUUACUUCAACAAAACAAGCUAGUACAUCUAAUAAUAUCGAUCUAACUACAAAUAGUCCAACAUCAUCAUCAACAGCUAUCAAUCCUAUUAAACGAGAACGAUGUCCAUAUGGAGAAUCUUGUUACAGAAAAAAUCUAGUUCAUCGACAACAAGCUAUUCAUCCUGGUGAUCCAGAUUGGGAUACUGUAGAUAAUAAUACGACUAAAACAAAACCUGAAUGUCCAUAUGGUAAUGAAUGUUAUAGAAAAAAUCCUGAUCAUUUAAAUGAAUAUCAUCAUCCUAAAAAACGCUGUAUUGAAAUUAAAACUAAACGACGCACAACAAAACGCAAAGAAAGUGAAGAUGAUGAUGAUGGUUUACCAAAUGAAUAUGAUUAUAAUGAUAGUUUUAUCGAUGAUGAAGAUCGUGAUGAUUCUGACUGUACUACGGAUGAAGAAACAAUUAUUGCAUCUGAUGAUGAUACUGAAUGGAAACCAUCAAAAAAUUCUCGGUGUUUUGAUGAAUCAUCAUCUGAUUCAUCGGAUGAUAGUGAAAUAGAAUUAGCAAAGCAAGAAGCAACUGAAUUUAUCAAAGAUUCAACUGCUAAAAAUCAUGGUCCAGUAAAUAAAAAACUCCGUGUUGAAGAGGAAGAUGAUGAUUAA
Molecule: messenger RNA, 1293 nt
Organism: Rotaria sp. Silwood1
Lineage: Eukaryota; Metazoa; Rotifera; Eurotatoria; Philodinida; Philodinidae
Source: the annotation of a GenBank genome assembly